AUGUAUCCCCUACGCUCAGCUUCGGCUUUGCGCUCGGUGCCGCGAGCUGCAAAAUUACAACAUUUACAAGCUCGAUACUUCCAUCCAACAAAGCCAACGCAUUCCGCGAUCGACACCUUCCUCAACGGGUCCACGGCUAUUAUCCACGGCGUCCAUACAGUCUCCUACCUGCCCUGGGCUGCCUCAAUUCCCCUCACGGCCGUCUUGGUUCGCUCUUUUAUUGGCUUCCCUCUACAAUUAUAUUCUCGGAUCCGUGCACAGGAAGAAAAACGACUCCAACCACUCAUACAGUCCUGGUCGGCGGUUUACAAUGAGCAGGCAAUGUUGACAGCAGCCUCCCCCGAAGAAAGAAAAAGGCAGGCCAGCAAAAUGAUUCAGCGCCGAGCAAAAGAGAUAUACAGCAUUUGGGGUAUCUCGAAACUGUGGCGCCCACUCAUGUUCCUACAAGUACCAGUCUUUCUUGCCUUCAUGGAGGGACUGCGCGGGAUGAGCGGUAACAAUCAAGGAAUUGUCUCGUGGCUGUACUCGUGGGGGAACUCUUCAACCCCCGAAUCAACAGUUGAGCUUAUGAGAUCGAGACUGGAGCCCAGUUUCAUGGAUGAGGGCGCUCUCUGGUUUCCUGAUCUGUUGGCCGGUGACCAGUCGGGCGUGCUGCCAGCCCUUCUAACCGUUUCGAUAUUGAGUAACAUGGUGGCUGGAUGGAAAGUCAAGUCAUUGAAGGAGAUUUCAGAUCUUCCGAAACUCCAGAUGUACAAGGAAAUCUUCUUCCGUGGCUUGCGAACGUUCAUUCAACUUUUUGCAAUCCAGGUUGGCAUCAUGAGUUACGUCAACCAGCUACCAACUGCUUUGCUCCUCUACUGGAUCACUAGUACCAAUCUCGCUACUCUGCAAACCUGGUUCUUGGAUAAGAAAGUCUUUGCCCAGAAAGAGCUGAAACCUUUCCAGAAGCGCUUCAUAGCCUUCGAGAAGCCCGGCGAGAAAGAUCCCUUCCAGUUGAAGAAUUUGCGUUGA
Molecule: messenger RNA, 1011 nt
Organism: Penicillium brevicompactum
Lineage: Eukaryota; Fungi; Ascomycota; Eurotiomycetes; Eurotiales; Aspergillaceae
Product: putative mitochondrial export translocase Oxa2
Exons: 1
Coding region: 1-1011 (336 amino acids)
Biological process (GO): protein insertion into mitochondrial inner membrane from matrix; mitochondrial respiratory chain complex IV assembly
Cellular component (GO): mitochondrial inner membrane
Molecular function (GO): membrane insertase activity
Source: RefSeq, a predicted model, not a curated record